Blastocystis hominis is the source of this 896-nucleotide messenger RNA. RefSeq lists its product as hypothetical. Gene Ontology annotation, molecular function: protein binding. The transcript has a single exon. The coding region runs from base 1 to 609 and encodes 202 amino acids. The record is from RefSeq and is a predicted model, not a curated record. NCBI's taxonomy places the organism in Eukaryota, Bigyra, Opalinata, Blastocystidae.
AUGCUCAGUGUCUACAACUUCGAUGGAGACUCGCACGAAAGCUCGCUCUACGCCUCGUUCUCCUGCGGAAACGAGAUCCUCAGUCUGGAUUGGGGCUAUCCCACCACCGAGUCCAAUCGCGAUUUGAUCGUCUACGGCACGCAGGAGGGCGGAUUGGGCGUGAUGAACGCCACGGCCAACACGGCGCUCUUCGAAACGACGCUCCCCGGCGUCCUGGCCGUCGUCUCUGUGGCGUUUUCGCCGCUGAUGACGAGCUACUGCGCCGCCACGCUGGGAGGCAACACUCCGCUCUCCUUCUGGGACCUGGCGACGAACAAGAUGGUGGUCGACGGCGCUGCGCUGGGGGCUGGCGUGCGCGUGAACUGCCUGGAGUAUCUGUCGUCGGGCGCGGGACUGUACUGCGGCUGCGCGGAUGGACACAUCCGACUGUUCGAUGUGCGGUCGAACCGCGUGGUGAGCAAUGAGCAGGUCUCGACCGGACAGAUCAGCGGAAUGCGCGUGCUGGUCACGCCCGAGGAGGGCGCCGUGAUGUUCUGCUGCAGCACGGACGGCGUGGUGCGCGAGUUCGACUGUCGGAGCAUGUCGAAGAUAUCCUUGAAAAUGCGCUGAGAACCCUUCACGGAACUGCAUUUGCGAGUAUCCGCUGCGGAAAUCGGUGACGACCACCGCGGUGCCGCGCGCUGAUAUCAACUACUCGCCCGCCCUGCGAUUGCUGGCAGUGGCGGCGAACCACCAGGAAGGACUGGCCAUCUUCAAUCGGGGCCAGUCCGCGCAGAUCUACAGCGACACAGUCGUGAACCAUCUGUCGUACAGCGUGGAUCUGAACGUGGAUCAGUCGACGAUCAUCGCGGGAACGACGGAUUGCGCGCUGGAGAUGCUGCGAUUUACUACGUUGU